UAGACGAGUUAAAUAACGUUUUCGUUAUCGCUGUUACCGACUUUAGGGCCAUACAUACUAUAAUAUUUUCACUCAAAUCUUUACGAAUGAUACUUUUCCAGUACACUAAAAGUCAAAGGUUAAAGAACCAAGAACAUAAAUCUCGCGAUACAACUUGAGUAUCCAUAGUAACGCCAAAAACUCCCUGGCGGCUCACAGCGGUGUUAUUAAACUAACUGAAAUAUCUUCUUUAACGCUUUUAGCUGUGUGACUGUAAUUGUGGUUUCAGGCGCAACCAUGUCAGGAAAGAAACACGCGAAAGAUAAAACCAGAGCUGAAGACGAGGCCUGGAAAAGCGCAGGACCGACUCCAAAUGAAACACUUCCUGUUCAGACCUUCGAUGAAUAUCAGUGCACAGGAAAUGCAGAGACUGACUUCCCUGCGCUGUGUGCUUUACUGAAUGUGAAGGAUAUCCCAGCUGUCAUUGCCAAGUUCCCAGCCUCCUCCGCCAGUCAAACUGAAGGAAGUGACACCGAUAACCAGUUACAGACAAGUGAUGCUUCUUUCUGCUCAAAGCCCUGCUUAAAACUGGAACUUGAGAGUAAAGACAGAGCCAGGAGCAUGAAGGUUUCUGGAUGGAGGGUGAAUGAGCAGAUUUUCCGAGCGCUACAGAAGAUGCUCCCCUCCAUGAACCAGCUACUGAGCCUUGGGUUUUGGCAGGCGGGACUGACAGAUCGCAUGGUAGUCGCCCUCAUGAACACAAUACCGCUGUGCUCCAGCCUCAGAGUUGUGGCACUGGAAGGCAAUGUUCUUCCACAGCAGGGCUACCACCUUCUUCUCUCUGAGGACAGCGUCCUCACUCACUUGUCUCUGAGAAAUAACCGGAUAGGAGUUGAAGGCGCUCGCCUGAUUGGUUCAGCGCUUUCGACAGCCAGGUCUGCCAACAAAAACCUCCUGUCACUCAACCUGGCGUUCAACUGUAUAGGUGAUGCAGGUGCUGCACAUAUUGCUCAGGGCCUGCGGCUGAAUCGUACUUUGCUCUUUCUCUCGCUGUGCAACAAUCAGAUUGGAGAUGCAGGAGCUGCUCAUCUGGCUGCGGUACUUGGUGAGUUUGCCUUAACUCAUGACGAAAUAGUGGAGAGGAGGAAGCUGCUUCUGGAAAGAGCGCAAGCUGCUUUAGUGAAGGAUGAGCCUCUCCAAACAUUAGCUGGCAGCACCACCUCACUGGGUGGUAACAAAGGAGAGACCAGAGGCACUCCCAAAAAAAAGGAAGCAACCAGAAAAGACGAGAAACUGGCCGCCAACAAAGACAACCAAAAGCCAAACAAGAAAACCACUGAUACAAGAGCGCCUCAGGCUAGAGGUGGAAAGGCAGGGGGCAAAGAGAAGCAACAUCCAGAAGAGGAUAGAUCAAAUACUUCCCUGAAUGAGGCAGAGUUGGUGGAUUCAGUGAAUCCCCUGCUGGACCCGUCGGUGCAUCACAGGGAUGGACAGCUCUUCAUGCCUGGAAACACGACUCUUACCUCCCUCAACUUGGCAGGAAACAGAAUCACAGAGAAGUCGCUGCCUCUCUUUUUGGUGUCACUCGAGAUGCAGGGCGAGGGUGGAGGCCUGCUGCGUCUCUGUCUGCAGAGAAACAUUUUCCCACCAGGAAAUGAGUUUUACGUGAAGAUAAAGGAACUGAUGGCUCCCUUAGAUCCAAUAGAAAAAAAUAACUCUGAAGAGGAGGGACUGGGAGAGUAGAGAGGCUGACAGAACAGGCCUUCACUUUGUCUUAUAGCAACAAAAAUAUGUGUAUAAUUGUAUAAUAAUAAUUUCAGCUGUUUAAUUAUUUGUCAGAAUUAAUUAAAGAGAAUAAUAUGAGUGAACAGGGCAGCCAAUCAGAACUGUGUAGAUUAAUUGUUUUAGUUAAGUCACCUUGGAGAGAUGCCAAACUGCCCCAAACUGCCAAACUGCCUUUCACUGUUCUUGUAACAGUGACAAUAAAAAGCUAUUCUAUUCUAUUCUAUUCUAUUCUAUUACAGUAACCAACCAUCACUCAGGUGACAUGCACAUUAAGUUUAUUGGUGGUUCUAAAUUGGUUAUAGAUGUGAGUGUGAGUGGUUGUAUGUUUCUCUGUGUUAGUCAUGUGAUAGACUGGCAACCUCUCCAGAGUGUACCCUGCUUCUGUUUGUCUCCUGGAUUUUGGUGUUUUUUUCUCCAGGAUCUGAACCAUUAUGGCUUCAGAAUAGAGGACAUUUGACUCAAGAGACAAAGAUCAAAGUUUUUAGCUUAAACUAAAUAAAUCUGUUUUAGUGCAGCACUACUGUACCAGUAUUUACUUGAAUAAAAGCUACUUUUAGCCCUUAUUUACAAGGGCUCACCACAGCAGGCCACUCCAUGUGUGUGAUUAGGCAGAUUCUUACACUGGAUGAUCUUCCUGACCUAACCUUAGAGGGAUUUGUAUGAUUUGUGUCUCCUUCUGGAAUCAAACUGUGUAAUCCACUAUCCUGUAGUGCUGGGCUUUUAAUUAAUUAAUAUUCCAUUUCAGUUCCAUCAUCCAACUAUUCAUUAUUUUUCCUAAAAAUAAAUACAUAAAUGUAAAAAUUCCAAUUUUGAAGUUACAGCUCUUAAUGCUUUAUGUACUUUACCUUCCACAUCUGCUCCAGGUGUUUCUAUAUUCUUUAUUUUCCAGCCUCCCCAUCAUCUUAAAUAUAUAGUCAUAUUAGUUUGCUUUCAUUUUUCUGGUGUCUGCAUCCCACAGUUUGACAACUGUUGCCUUGGAUGGUUCUUCACAUUUAUGCCUCUUUUGAUGCUGAAGGCAGAGCACAUCAGUGGUGUCAUUCCCCGAGGUGCCACCAGGGGGCCCUCGAGGAAAAUUAAAACAUAAACUGACAAAGGUUUAAUUAUCGUAAUUUACACACAAUCAGUCUAAUACCUGGAAAAUCUAUAAUAUAUUUGAUUUGAUUUGGAAAUAUCCAUAACAAAAUUGUACACUAUGUUAAAAGCUAAAUAAAUUUUUACAUAUGA
This is a messenger RNA of Oreochromis niloticus (Nile tilapia), 2988 nucleotides long. RefSeq names its product leucine rich repeat containing 71 (gene lrrc71). Lineage: Eukaryota; Metazoa; Chordata; Actinopteri; Cichliformes; Cichlidae. The coding region runs from base 277 to 1722 and encodes 481 amino acids. The transcript is spliced from 17 exons. The record is from RefSeq and is a predicted model, not a curated record. Gene Ontology annotation, molecular function: protein binding.